This is a messenger RNA of Mytilus californianus (California mussel), 1775 nucleotides long. RefSeq names its product procathepsin L-like. Gene Ontology annotation, molecular function: cysteine-type endopeptidase activity. NCBI's taxonomy places the organism in Eukaryota, Metazoa, Mollusca, Bivalvia, Mytilida, Mytilidae. The transcript is spliced from 9 exons. Bases 98 to 1138 code for a protein of 346 amino acids. Gene Ontology annotation, cellular component: lysosome. The record is from RefSeq and is a predicted model, not a curated record.
ACAUAUAAUAAGCUCUUCCUUCUUCCUGUUGAUAACUACGAUGAAAUUCAAUCAUAAAAACAAGUAAACAUUAAAUAUAAGACAGCUUACAGAUAACAUGUCUUUUGUGGCGAACAUACAAAAAAGUUGCAGAAUGAAGUUUCAGAUGAAACUAUUUUUGAUAUUAGUAUGUGCUGGACAGACUCUAGCUGGUUCAUUGAUAUUCACAUCAGCAGACCUCGACAAUGAAUGGGAACUAUUCAAGACAUCUUACAAUAAGACCUAUUCAGAUAAUACUGAAGAUUUGAAUACGCGUUGGAUAUGGGAGGAUAAUGUCCGCUUUAUAGAACAUCACAAUAUGGCGGCAGAUAGAGGCGAACAUAGCUACUGGCUUGGAAUUAAUCAUCUCGCUGAUCUGUCCUUAGGUGAAGUAAAUCAGAUGUUGACACAAUACAGAAACAAUCGUUCAUCAGAUGGAUCUACUUACCUCCCACCGAAUAAUGAAAAGAAACCGGAGGAAGUCGACUGGAGAAAGCUAGGAUAUGUCACAGCUGUUAAAAAUCAGGGACAUUGUGGAUCAUGCUGGUCGUUUGCAGCCACUGGUUCAUUGGAAGGUCAACAUUAUAGAAAGACCGGGAAACUUGUGUCAUUGUCGGAACAGAAUCUUGUGGAUUGUUCAUCUAAUUAUGGUAACAAAGGGUGUCACGGCGGGUAUGUGUCUAAAGCAUAUCAAUACAUUAAAGACAAUGGAGGGAUAGAUACUGAAUCCUCUUAUCCUUAUGAAGCUACGGAUGACAAGUGUAGAUUUAAGGAGAAUGAUGUUGGAGCUACAGCCACAGGAUUUACCAAUAUUGAAUCUGGAGAUGAGAAGGCUCUUCAGUCUGCAGUAGCUACCGUUGGACCAAUAGCUGUCGGGGUUGAUGUAAAGCGGCCUUUUCAACUCUACAGAUCAGGUAUAUUCGACGAUCCAACUUGUAGCUCUGUGACUUACAACCAUGGUGUUUUAGUUGUUGGUUAUGGGACGGAGAAUGGUCAGGAUUACUGGUUGGUGAAAAACAGUUGGAGUGCUUUCUGGGGAAUGGAUGGAUACAUCAAAAUGUCAAGGAAUAAAAACAACCAAUGUGCAAUAGCCACCGAUGCACUCUACCCUCUUGUCUGAACUGAUUUUACGUUUUAAUUAUUUACCUUUCAUUAUAAUUUUUCAUUUUUGUAUUUAUAGAAUUAUCGCAUUGUGUUUAUUUCAUUUGUAUGUAUAGUAAAUAAAACACCUUCACAUAUGUAAAGAGAUACAAUGUAACGAGAUAAUAUUGUAUUCCAGGGUAGAAUUGUAACGAUUAUGUAUUGAUUUUUUUUUGUUGAUGUUUUUCCAUUAUUUACAGUAACAUAAAUAUGACAUGCGAUUUUUUUGUUUGUAUACAAAAUCAGACAAAACAUGGCAUUAUACCAGUUACUAUCAUAUUCAUUCGCAGAUAUAAACAUAUCAAUUGAUUUGUAUUAAAAUGUCAUGCUAUUUGCGUCGUUUACAAAUGUGCCUUCUAAUACAAAUUUAAUUAUUUAAAUGCCAAUUUCAAGACAUCUUAACAAAUUUAAGAUAAAUGAAAUGAACUUUUCACUUGUAUUUUAAACUUCGACCAUACACUUUAACUAAUGACGCAAUCGAAAAAUAUCUUUGAAUUCAUAUAAAAUAUUCCAAAAAAUUUAAAUCUCUACAAACAAAGUAACGUUUAUUUUAAGUUAUUUAAUGUGGUUUUUGUUGCAAUUUUAAGAAAUGAUUUUAUAAAGAAUACUGAUAUGUA